AUGAUGUUUGAAGUCACAUGCUUGACAAAUGAUGAGAUCCCACGCCACGGCUCCCUCCCCCCUCUGAAAUCAGUCAUUUCCGGUACCAACGAGGGGAUCGUUUGUAGUGCUCCACGGCCCCAGGUUACUGUCCAGUCUGAGUCGUCAUGGUCUCAGACUGGCAUUGAUGAGAUGGUGGUAUCUCCCUCCUCGGCCGCCAACCUUGCCGAAAGCUCCUGGCAAGAGUUCUCCGCUACUCAGAAAGCUGCCGUGGUGGAGUGGUCCAACAAUUUUUCUGGAGAUAAGAUUAUGUCUUUGGUUGCGCCGAUAAACCUUAAUCGCAAGCAACCUCUUCAGCAAAUCUGCGGACAUAAGCGCAAGGGCAGCGCUGAGUAUUCUGGACCUCAUGAUAAGCGUGAGAAUCACCGUAUUGCCGAGCGCAACCGUCGCAAGAAUCUCAGCCAGUUGCACCGUGAGUUGGACAGUCGGAUCCAUGACUUUUUCCUGGAGCGUGCUGGCUGGAAACCGUCCAAGAUUCUGCCCCAAUCCAAGCAGCACAUUGUUCAGGGUGCUAUCUACCUCAUUGACUUCAUGAUGGUUAUCAUUGUCCAUUUGAUCCGCCAGGACCAGGUGACUCCCCAGCCCAUCCAAUUACAACAGCAAGUCUCUUCCCUCAAUCAACAAAAUAAAGAGGCUCAGCAACAGCUCCACGAUGCUCGGGCAGAGGGUGAUCUCUUGACAAAUCGUAAUCGAGCCCUGAAAUCCCGACUCAGAUACUACGAACAAAGGCUCCGUUCUUAUGAGACUACAAAUUCUGGCCUCCUAGUCGGGAUACCCGAGCGUAAGUCCCAAAAAGAGGUUCUUCCAGGAUUCCAAGCCUUCCUUAGCAAUAUCAGGCCUGGCACCUAUACAGCGGAGGAGCCAAGAGCAUGA
This is a messenger RNA of Penicillium malachiteum, 912 nucleotides long. RefSeq lists its product as uncharacterized. NCBI's taxonomy places the organism in Eukaryota, Fungi, Ascomycota, Eurotiomycetes, Eurotiales, Aspergillaceae. The record is from RefSeq and is a predicted model, not a curated record. The transcript has 2 exons. Bases 1 to 912 code for a protein of 303 amino acids. Gene Ontology annotation, molecular function: protein dimerization activity.